Guyanagaster necrorhizus is the source of this 345-nucleotide messenger RNA. RefSeq names its product transcription initiation factor IIA gamma subunit. The coding region runs from base 1 to 345 and encodes 114 amino acids. Gene Ontology annotation, biological process: transcription initiation at RNA polymerase II promoter. Gene Ontology annotation, cellular component: transcription factor TFIIA complex. The record is from RefSeq and is a predicted model, not a curated record. Lineage: Eukaryota; Fungi; Basidiomycota; Agaricomycetes; Agaricales; Physalacriaceae. The transcript is spliced from 4 exons.
AUGGCGACUGCUUAUUACGAGUUCUAUCGUGGUUCUUCCAUCGGGAUGGCGCUGACAGAUUCACUGGAUGAGCUGAUUACCAGUGGAGCCAUAACACCCCAGUUGGCUAUGAAGGUUCUGCAACAGUUCGACAAAUCGCUUGCAGACACGAUGGUGAAGCAGGUCAAGGUGAAGACGUCCUUGAAGGGUCAUCUUCAUACAUACCGUCUGUGUGAUGACGUUUGGACAUUCAUCGUAAAGGAUCCGUCAUUCAAAAUGGAGGGGGGCGAGAUUGUCAGUGCUCCGAAGAUAAAAAUCAUUGCCUGUAAGAAUGGCGAGGCAAUAGAAGCUGGGAAAAAACAGUAA